Molecule: messenger RNA, 7631 nt
Organism: Symphalangus syndactylus (siamang)
Lineage: Eukaryota; Metazoa; Chordata; Mammalia; Primates; Hylobatidae
Gene: MCF2L
Product: MCF.2 cell line derived transforming sequence like
Biological process (GO): positive regulation of Rho protein signal transduction; intracellular signal transduction
Cellular component (GO): cytoplasm
Molecular function (GO): protein binding; guanyl-nucleotide exchange factor activity
Source: RefSeq, a predicted model, not a curated record
CCUCAUGUUUGACUGUUGGAGAUUUAUCCUGUGCAAGAGACCUAGAAGCAACAGUUAUUCUUCCCCACAACGACCCAAUGAGGCCAAAAAGGAGGAAACGGAUCACCAAAUUGAUGUGUCUGACAUCAUCAGGCUUGUUCAAGACACACCGGAGGCGACGGCCAUGGCCACAGAUGAAAUCAUGCACCAGGACAUCGUCCCGCUCUGUGCUGCCGACAUCCAGGACCAGCUGAAGAAGCGCUUUGCUUACCUGUCCGGUGGGCGGGGGCAGGACGGAAGCCCGGUUAUCACCUUCCCUGACUACCCGGCCUUCAGCGAGAUUCCGGACAAGGAGUUCCAGAAUGUCAUGACCUACCUCACCAGCAUCCCCAGAAAUGGCGUGAAUACGGUGGAUCGCUCUCCCAGGAGGUUUUCUGAGGGGUUUCGUGGGCAGCCGGCUUCCCACCUGCACACAUUAACGGCGGCGUCUCUUCCUCACUGCAGCCUGCAGGACGCUGGCAUCGGAUUCAUCCUGGUGAUAGACCGGCGGCGGGACAAAUGGACCUCCGUGAAGGCGUCCGUCCUGCGCAUCGCAGCAUCUUUCCCGGCAAACCUGCAGCUCGUUCUCGUGCUUCGCCCGACGGGUUUUUUCCAAAGGACUCUCUCCGACAUCGCUUUCAAAUUCAAUAGAGAUGACUUUAAGAUGAAGGUGCCGGUCAUAAUGCUGAGCUCCGUACCAGACUUACACGGUUACAUCGAUAAGUCGCAGCUGACCGAGGACCUGGGCGGGACCCUGGACUACUGCCACUCCCGGUGGCUGUGCCAGCGCACGGCCAUCGAAAGUUUCGCCCUCAUGGUGAAGCAGACGGCUCAGAUGCUGCAGUCCUUUGGGACCGAGCUGGCCGAAACAGAGCUGCCCAAUGACGUCCAGUCGACAAGCUCAGUGCUGUGUGCGCACACGGAGAAGAAGGACAAGGCGAAGGAGGAUUUGAGGCUGGCACUGAAAGAGGGGCACAGUGUCCUGGAGAGCCUCGGGGAGCUGCAGGCUGAGGGCUCAGAGCCCGGUGUGAACCAGGACCAGCUUGACAACCAGGCCACCGUGCAGAGGCUCCUGGCCCAGCUGAACGAAACCGAGGCUGCCUUCGAUGAGUUCUGGGCAAAGCAUCAGCAGAAACUGGAGCAGUGUCUGCAGCUCCGGCACUUUGAGCAGGGCUUCCGGGAGGUCAAAGCCAUCUUGGACGCAGUGUCCCAGAAGAUAGCAACCUUCACGGACAUCGGCAACAGCCUGGCUCAUGUGGAGCACCUGCUGAGGGACCUGGCCAGCUUCGAGGAGAAAUCGGGCGUGGCCGUGGAGAGGGCCCAGGCCCUGUCUCUGGACGGCGAGCAGCUCAUUGAGAACAAGCACUACGCCGUAGACUCCAUCCGCCCCAAGUGCCAGGAGCUCAGACACCUCUGUGACCAGUUCUCUGCGGAGAUCGCAAGGAGGAGGGGGCUGCUCAGCAAGUCCCUGGAGCUGCACCGCCGCCUGGAGACGUCCAUGAAGUGGUGUGAUGAAGGGAUUUACCUACUGGCCUCACAACCUGUGGACAAGUGCCAGUCCCAGGACGGCGCAGAGGCUGCUCUCCAGGAAAUCGAGAAGUUUUUGGAGACCGGUGCGGAAAAUAAGAUCCAGGAGCUCAACACGAUUUACAAGGAAUACGAAUCCAUCCUCAACCAAGAUCUCAUGGAGCACGUGCGAAAGGUCUUCCAGAAGCAGGCGAGCAUGGAGGAGGUGUUCCACCGCAGGCAGGCCAGCCUGAGGAAGCUGGCAGCCAGGCAGACGCGGCCCGUGCAGCCGGUGGCCCCCAGACCCGAGGCACUGGCAAAGUCGCCCUGCCCCUCCCCAGGCAUUCGGCGAGGCUCUGAGAACUCCAGCUCCGAGGGCGGCGCGCUCCGGAGAGGGCCCUACCGGAGGGCCAAGAGUGAGAUGAGUGAGAGCCGGCAGGGCCGCGGCUCAGCGGGGGAGGAGGAGGAGAGCCUGGCCAUCCUGCGCAGGCACGUGAUGAGCGAGCUCCUGGACACAGAACGGGCCUACGUGGAGGAGCUGCUGUGCGUCCUGGAGGGCUACGCCGCAGAGAUGGAUAACCCGCUGAUGGCUCACCUCCUGUCAACAGGCCUUCACAACAAGAAGGAUGUUUUGUUUGGAAACAUGGAGGAAAUCUAUCACUUCCACAACAGGAUAUUCCUCAGGGAGCUGGAAAACUACACCGACUGCCCAGAACUGGUUGGAAGAUGCUUUCUGGAGAGGAUGGAGGAUUUCCAGAUCUACGAGAAGUACUGUCAGAACAAGCCCCGCUCCGAGAGCCUGUGGAGACAGUGCUCUGACUGCCCGUUCUUCCAGGAAUGCCAGAGGAAGCUGGACCACAAGCUGAGCCUGGACUCCUACCUGCUGAAGCCAGUGCAGAGGAUCACCAAGUACCAGCUGCUGCUCAAGGAAAUGCUGAAAUACAGCAAGAACUGCGAGGGGGCUGAGGACCUGCAGGAGGCGCUGAGCUCCAUCCUGGGCAUCCUGAAGGCCGUGAACGACUCCAUGCACCUCAUUGCUAUCACCGGCUAUGACGGGAAUCUCGGCGACCUGGGCAAGCUGCUGAUGCAGGGCUCAUUCAGCGUCUGGACCGACCACAAGAGGGGCCACACCAAGGUGAAGGAGCUGGCCAGGUUCAAGCCCAUGCAGCGGCACCUGUUCCUGCACGAGAAGGCGGUGCUCUUCUGCAAGAAGCGGGAGGAGAACGGGGAGGGGUAUGAAAAAGCUCCCUCCUACAGCUACAAGCAGUCCUUAAACAUGGCUGCCGUCGGCAUUACGGAGAACGUGAAGGGAGACACUAAGAAGUUUGAGAUCUGGUACAACGCGCGCGAGGAGGUCUACAUCGUCCAGGCGCCAACUCCUGAGAUUAAAGCCGCAUGGGUGAAUGAAAUUCGGAAAGUGCUGACCAGCCAGCUGCAGGCUUGUCGAGAAGCCAGCCAGCACCGGGCACUGGAGCAGUCGCAGAGCCUGCCCCUGCCGGCCCCGACCAGCACCAGUCCCUCCAGAGGAAACUCAAGGAACGUCAAGAAGCUGGAAGAGAGGAAAACAGACCCCCUGAGCCUGGAGGGAUACGUCAGCUCAGCGCCACUGACAAAGCCCCCCGAAAAGGGCAGAGAUGACACGGUCACUAGCUCUGCCUCAGAAAGCUCUGUGCUUUCCAGAAAGCGCUUUACCGUGCAGGGCUUUGCUAACCUCAAAGGUCAGAAAGCUUCUCCUACCAGUCCUGACAAAAAAGCCAAGCGGCAUGAAGUAAAGAGCGACCCGACUCCCUUUGGUGUGCGAGGUUGGAGCAAAACGUCCCACUCACUGGAGGCACCUGAGGAUGACGGGGGCUGGUCAAGUGCAGAGGAGCAGAUUAACUCAUCCGACGCAGAGGAGGACGGCGGGUUGGGCCCCAAGAAGCUGGUUCCGGGUAAAUACACGGUCGUGGCGGACCACGAGAAGGGAGGCCCCGAUGCGCUGCUCGUGAGGAGCGGGGACGUGGUGGAGCUGGUGCAGGAGGGCGACGAGGGCCUUUGGUACGUCAGGGACCCGACCACUGGCAAGGAGGGCUGGGUGCCGGCCAGCAGCCUGUCCGUCCAGCUCGGCCCGUCCGGCUCGGCCCAGUGCCUGAGCAGCUCAGAGUCGAGCCCGGGGUCGGCCGUGCUGAGCAACUCGUCCAGCUGCAGCGAGGGCGGCCAGGCCCCCUUCUCCGACCUGCAGGGGUAGCGCCGCGCAGUCUCGGCGCAGGAGACCCGCGCGCUGUCUGGGGCUGCCACUGCGAGGGCUGGCGUGGCGUGGGGAGGGCGCAGUGCCCCCGGACGUCCCGAGGAAGGGGCACCUCAGCGCCCCGACCCAGAGCGCCUGGCCGUGCGGGCUGCAGAGGACCCCUGCAGGGCAGAGGCAGGUUCCACGGAAGACCCCGGCCCGCCGAGGCUUCCUCGGAGACUCCAGAGCCCACGGAGGAGGGGCCGCAGGGAACAGCCCCGGGCAGGAGGCGCCGGGCAGCGGCAUCUCCUCCUGGCUCCACCGUGCUGCUUCUUCCUCUGGACGGUGCUUUCAGGGGACGCGCAGACCGUGGUGGAGCUGCUUCCGGAGAAGUGGAUGAUUCUCUGACCGACGGCCUGAGGAGAGCGGGGCUCGGGGACUCUUUAUCUUUUACAAGUUAUAGGAUUUUUUUUAAGCAGGGAUCAAUCCCGUGGCCAUUUUUUGUGGUACUUUGGCCUCAAUUCUUUUACCAGGAAUCACUGUGUUUACAUGAAAUGACAAUUUGAUACUGUAUUUGAUAGAAAACUAUUUUUUUGUUACCGGGGUUUACAUAGAAGCACGUUGUUUAUGCCACUAAAUGACUUUGGGGGACUCUCCCAUGGAAACGGAUGGCACUGCCUGAAGCUCCCUGGUCACAGGUGGAUGAAAACGUGUCCCUGGGUGACAUCAGGUGGUGUCUCCACCACCGAAAGCAGUUAGAAGCCAAGGAGACUCCUUUAUCUACCUAAGGUUCAUUUUCAAAAGAAAAUUUAAACUAUAAUUUAAACAACCUUCUUUUCUACAAAAAAAAAAAAUGAAGGGACUUGAUUUUUUUAACGAGCUUCAGUGAAUUAGGAUAUUUUUAUUGCUUUUAAAGAAAAUACAAAGAUGCAGUUUCUGCCGGGUGUGGUGUGGACCAGCGCUGCCGACCAUAGCUCAGGCCUGCCCCUGCCUCACUGCACCACAGCCUCCUCGGAGGCCACACCUCCACUCCCCUCCCCACGCGACCCCUGCCUCCCACCCAGGUCCACCUGCCACCUGGUGACCACCUUGAGUGCAGAAGUGAAAGUGGGGAGAGUAUGUUAUUGAAGCCACAGCAGAACUGGAAAAAAACUCUUCUGUUUUACCCUUCUUGUGUUUCAGAAACAUAUUCUGUUCCUUUGAAGCCCUUUCAGUGUCUAGUCUGCAGAUGUUUUUGUAUGUGUGCACCUCUGACCAUGUGUGUACAUAUGUGUCUUGCUGGAAAGGGCAUAUUCGCUGUCCCCAUGCUGCUGGGCAUGCCGCCUCACAGCCUCAUGGUUCCCAGCCCCAGCACAGUGGAGGCGGGCAUGGCUGCAUUCCCCUCACACUACCCUCCCAGCGGCUUGCAGCCGUCACUGGCCAGACCUCCAGGGUGCGGAAUCAAAUAGGAAGCAUGCAGAGACUCGGCAGCUUUUCCUCUGAUGUGCAAGUUAUUUGGAACGCGUGCUGUGUCCUGCGAUGUCCCUGAUGUACUGUGCGGGCGCGGUGCCUCCAUCUCGUCGCGCAGCUGCGCGCCCUUGUGUGACCCUCCCCAUAAAGGCACUUUACAGCUUCAUGUUUCAUCCACUGUCACUUUUUUUUAACUGCUGAUGUAAAUGGAAUUUUAAAAGCAGAGUUCUUUAUUGUAUGGAUGACGUUUGAAUAAAUAUCAGCAAUUCCUGCCAUCUGCCUUUGUCCGUCAAGACACAGAACGUCUCAGCGGUUGGGGUUUCCAGGGCUGCAGUGCACUGUGCUUGCACAUGGCAAGUCAUUGUUGAGACGGAAAAGAAGCCGGCAGUGAGCAGGGCCCAGCGUGCGGCUCAGGCACCGAGCAGCCCCUUUGCUUUCUUCUGUCAGACAGCGAUGAUGACACAAUAGCAACAAGGUUGUGCAUGUCAGAAACGCAAAGGCAGCAGAGAAAGCGUAGAGGAACCAUUACAGAAUCACAACGCAGCCAACACGCUCCAGACCAGAAAAGGGAGCAUAAAGAAAGGGUAUUGAUCCAAUAGAAGAAGGGAAGGGUGGAGAAAGGGGAAAGCAUGGUUAACAGGAAACAACAUGUGACGGAAGAGACAGCCCAGAUGUGUCUGACUCACAGCAGAUGUGAUCAUGUUACGCUGGCCUCCUGGAAGAGCAUCGGAUCAGACGUGACAAGUCACUGCUUAGAGACCAUCAAGCAAAAUUAUAUACAGAUUGAAGAUUUAAAAUAAAAGAAGACAGAACAGACAAACACUAACCAUAAGAAAGCUGGUGUCGCAGUAUCGAUGACCUGAAAUGGAAUUUAGGACAGUUGGUAAAGUAAAGCGGGCUGUGUGGCAAUCAGGAACUCAUAAGCCACUGACUAUAAAGCUCAAAACACAGCAAAGUUGGCAGUCGGCAGACAGCAGUGUUGACUGUCACGAAAAGUGAUCCCUGUUUGUCCCUAAACAUAGAGAAAUCUGCAUUAUUUUCCAACACACAUGGAGCACAAACAAAAUAUUUACAAAACAAUGGGAAGAUCAUUGAAACAGUGUUUGGCAAUUUAAAAGCUUGUUUCUAACUCAUGGGAUGCGGGGAGUCUGCUCUCUAGAACUGGACAGAGUGCACAGAGCCACGAGAGGGAACAGCCAUGGCCAGCUCAGAUUGGCGUCGACAGCUCAGUGGUGUCUGAUUUUAUACAUGACAAAAUAAACGAGUUAACCAUUUAAGCCAAAAAAUAAGACCAGCGUAACCCAAAGAAAGUAUUUAAAUACUUCUGUCAAUUAGGACAAUUCAGAAAAGAGAAUAACAAAAUCAAAAGCAAAACUCAAACUUUGUACCUGAAAAAUCUAAUAAAACUGGCUAAUUUAUAGAAAACCUAAGAAACUCCAUAUCAAAUAAAAAAUUUUAAGUAUGAGAGAACCAUUAUGAACAACUUUCUGCCAAUAUAUCUGAAAACAGAUAAAUAGGAUUUAAUUGUUAGAAUUGGUCAAGAAGAAAUAAAAUACUUGGGUUGAUGAAUAACAAUUAAAGAAAUUGCAUUGUAGUUAAAAAAAAAAAUUACCCCAAACAGAUACCAGAUCUAGGUGAUUUUAUAAGCAUACAAAAAUAUUUAUAAAAAACUAUUUAAAAGAAUAUAACAAGAGAAAGCAACUCAAUAAAGUUAUGAAUCAAAUUUAACCUUGGCACCCAAACCUGACAAAGAUUAUGCAAGAAAAAAAAAUCAGCUGGGCCAGGUGGCUCACACCUGUACUUCCAGUACUUUGGGAGGCUGAGGUGGGAGAAUUGUCUGAGACCAGGAGUUUGAGACCAGCCUGGGCAAGAUUGCAAGACCCCAUCUCUACAUGAAAUUUAAAAAUUAGCUGGGCAUGGUGGUGCACACCUGUAGUCCCAGCUACUUGGGAAGCUGAGACCUUACAAGUGAGCCCAGGAGUCCAAGGCUGCAGUGAGCUAUGAUGAUCAAUGCCACUGCACUCCAGCCUGGGCAACAGAGCAAGACCCUGUCUCUCAAAAUGAACCAAACAAAAAGAUAAUGUAAGAAAAAAUAAAAUUAUGAAGAUGAAUGCAAAAAUUCCAAAGGAAAUAUAAUUAAAUAAAACCCAAUUGUAUGUUAUAAAUAAAGGUAAUACGUUCUAAGCAAGUAAAUUCAUCCCAGGAAUGCAAGGGGUAGUAGGUUAAUUGGCUAUAAUUGCCAUAUUAACGAAGUGAAGGGUAAAAUCACCAGCUUAACAAAAGCAAAACAAUAAUUCAAUUUUUAUUCAACAUGUACUUGUCAUGUUAGGUCAAUUAGGAGUAGAAGAAAAUUACUUUAACUAAAUAAAGUAUAUCUAACAAAGUCUUUGCAGCGAAUUUUUUUUUUUUUUUUUUUUUUUUUUUUUUUUUUUUUUUUUUUUUUUUUUUUUUA